GCAUGACUGGAUUAACUCACUUUGUUGUUGUUGGAGGCUCUUAUGCCGGUAUCAAUUCUGCUAGGGCAAUUUUUGCUGAAGCGGAGGCUGCAAAAACACCCAUCAAGUUAACUUUGGUAUCGGCUUCAACUCAUAGUUAUUACAAUAUUGCUACCCCUCGAUAUUUGGUCGAGCCUGAUUUGUUAAAUGAGAAAAUUACUUUUGACGUUGAAAAGUCUUUGAGGAAGCAUGCUGGGAUAAAUGAAUUUGAAUUUAUUUAUGCUACGGUGAAGGAAGCUGAUUUUGAUUUAAAAACCGUUAAAUAUUCCAAGUCAAACGAUGAUGUGACUGAUUUAUUAUCUUAUGACUAUUUGGUAUUGGCUAGUGGUUGUCGUUACAGCAACAAGGCUUUUAAAUUAAAUGAUAGUCACGAGAAUACUCUUCGUGAAGUCUUGAGACUAUCCAAAUCAAUCAAGUCCGCUACAAACGUUGCAGUGAUUGGCGGUGGUGCAACUGGGGUCGAAACUGCCGGUGAAAUUGCUUCUGCUUAUCCCGAUAAAAAAAUUCAUCUUUAUUGUGGUUCAGGAAUUCUUCAACAUUUGGGGGAAAGAGUAUCCAGAGAAGCUAAAAGUCAAUUGGAAGAACUUAAUGUUAACAUUAUUCCUAACAUCUACUAUACUGGUAUUGAAACCUUAUCCGAUGGGAAGCAAAAAGUUAUUUUCAACAACGAUACUUCCAAAAUUUUUGAUGAAGUGAUUACUGCAACUGCAAAUAUCCCGAAUACAGAGUUUAUUCCUGAUCGUUUUAAAAAUGCAAAAGGUUAUGUGAAAACCAAUGAGUUUCUUGCAUUGGAGAAAUAUGAGAACGUUCUUGCUAUUGGUGAUGUUGCGGAUAAAAGUAGUGGUAAUGCUGUUGAUAUAUUGUAUUAUCAUUUGCCGGUUUUGAAAAAAUAUAUUCAAAAAAAUGUAUUCAAAAAAAACGUCAUUAUAACUCCGGUUAAAUCUCAUGCACCAAUUGAGAUUGUACCCAUUUCAAGGAAAGGUGGUGUUGGUGUUGCUUGGGGUUGGUCCUUGCCAAAUUUUGUCAUUUGGCUUUUGAGAUCCAGAAAUUAUGGUAUACCCGCAGCAGGUAAGUUCUUAUAGUAGUCAUUCAUAUGUGGCGUAUCUGGCGU
Hyphopichia burtonii NRRL Y-1933 is the source of this 1150-nucleotide messenger RNA. RefSeq lists its product as uncharacterized. Gene Ontology annotation, molecular function: electron-transferring-flavoprotein dehydrogenase activity; flavin adenine dinucleotide binding. Gene Ontology annotation, cellular component: cytoplasm. The transcript has a single exon. Lineage: Eukaryota; Fungi; Ascomycota; Pichiomycetes; Serinales; Debaryomycetaceae. The record is from RefSeq and is a predicted model, not a curated record. The annotation marks the transcript as partial.